Messenger RNA from Gracilinanus agilis (Agile Gracile Mouse Opossum), 5328 nucleotides. RefSeq names its product myosin heavy chain 14 (gene MYH14). The transcript has 30 exons. The record is from RefSeq and is a predicted model, not a curated record. Lineage: Eukaryota; Metazoa; Chordata; Mammalia; Didelphimorphia; Didelphidae. Gene Ontology annotation, cellular component: myosin complex. Bases 1 to 4737 code for a protein of 1578 amino acids. Gene Ontology annotation, molecular function: cytoskeletal motor activity; protein binding; ATP binding.
AUGCCGCCUCCGCCCACCCUUCUGGGCGCUCUCUCGGCACAGGCGGACUUCGCCUUGGAAGCCUUAGCCAAGGCCUCCUACGAGCGCCUGUUCCGCUGGCUCGUGCUGCGACUCAACCGGGCCCUGGACCGCAGUCCGCGCCAGGGGGCCUCCUUCCUGGGCAUUCUGGACAUCGCGGGCUUUGAGAUCUUCCAACUGAACUCCUUCGAGCAGCUGUGCAUCAACUACACGAACGAGAAGCUGCAGCAGCUCUUCAACCACACCAUGUUCGUGCUGGAGCAGGAGGAGUACCAGCGCGAGGGCAUCCCCUGGACCUUCCUGGACUUCGGCCUCGACCUGCAGCCCUGCAUCGACCUCAUCGAGAGGCCUGCAAACCCCCCGGGGCUCCUGGCCCUGCUGGACGAGGAGUGCUGGUUCCCCAAGGCCACGGACAAGUCCUUCGUGGAGAAGGUGGCCCAGGAGCAGGGCGGCCACCCCAAGUUCCAGCGGCCGCGGCAGCUGCGGGACCAGGCCGACUUCAGUGUGCUGCACUACGCGGGGAAGGUGGACUACAAGGCCAACGAGUGGCUCAUGAAGAACAUGGACCCCCUGAACGACAGCGUGGCCGCCCUCCUGCACCAGAGCACCGACAAGCUCACAGCCGAGAUCUGGAAGGACGUGGAGGGCAUCGUGGGCCUGGAGCAGGUGAGCAGCCUCGGGGACGGGGGCGCACCUGGAGGGCGCCCCCGCCGGGGCAUGUUCCGGACGGUGGGCCAGCUGUACAAGGAGUCCCUGAGCCGUCUCAUGGCCACGCUGAGCAACACCAACCCCAGCUUUGUGCGCUGCAUCAUCCCCAACCACGAGAAGAGGGCAGGGAAGCUGGAGCCCAGGCUGGUGCUGGACCAGCUGCGCUGUAACGGGGUGCUGGAGGGGAUCCGCAUCUGCCGCCAGGGCUUCCCCAACCGGAUCCUGUUCCAGGAGUUCCGGCAGAGGUACGAGAUCCUGACCCCCAACGCCAUCCCCAAGGGCUUCAUGGACGGGAAACAGGCCUGCGAGAAGAUGAUCCAGGCCCUGGAGCUCGACCCCAACCUGUACCGCGUGGGCCAAAGCAAAAUCUUCUUCCGGGCCGGCGUCCUGGCGCAGCUGGAGGAGGAGCGGGACCUCAAGAUCACCGACAUCAUCGUGUCCUUCCAGGCGGCAGCCCGGGGCUACCUGGCCCGGAGGGCCUUCCACCGGCGGCAGCAGCAGCAGAGCGCGCUGCGCGUGAUGCAGAGGAACUGCGCGGCCUACCUCAAGCUCCGCCACUGGCAAUGGUGGCGCCUCUUUACCAAGGUGAAGCCGCUUCUUCAGGUGACCCGCCAGGACGAGGUCCUCCAGGCCCGGGCCCAGGAGCUGCAGAAAGUGCAAGAGUUACAGCAGCAGAGUGCUCGCGAGCUGGGCGAGCUCCAGAGCCGCGUGGUCCAGCUGGAGGAGGAGAGAGCCCGGCUCUCGGAGCAGCUGCGAGCCGAGGCCGAGCUGUGUGCCGAGGCCGAGGAGACUCGGGGCCGCCUGGCCGCCCGGAAGCAGGAGCUGGAGAGAGUGGUGGGCAUGCUGGAGGCCCGGGUGGGCGAGGAGGAGGAGCGGGGAGCGCAGCUGGAGACGGACAAGAGGCGGCUGCAGCAACACGUGCAGGAGCUGGAGCAGCACCUGGAGGCGGAGGAGGGCGCCCGGCAGAAGCUGCAGCUGGAGAAGGUGACCACCGAGGCGCGGCUGAAGAAGAUGGAGGAAGACCUCCUGCUGCUGGAGGACCAGAACGCCAAGCUGGGCAAGGAGCGGCGGCUGCUGGAGGAGCGUCUGGGGGAGUUCUCCUCCCAGGCGGCGGAGGAGGAGGAGAAGGUCAAAAGCCUCAAUAAGCUCCGGCACAAAUACGAGGCCAUGAUGGCCGACAUGGAAGAGCGGCUCAAGCUGGAGGAGAAGAGCCGCCAGGAGCUGGAGAAGACCAAGCGGAGGCUGGACGGGGAGAGCUCCGAGCUGCAGGAGCAGGUGUCCGAGCAGCAGCACCGGGCGGAGGAGCUCCGCGCCCAGCUGGGCCGCAAGGAGGAGGAGCUCCAGGCCGCCCUGGCCAGGGCCGAGGAGGAGGGCGGGGCCCGGGCCUCGCUGCUCAAGUCUCUCCGGGAGGCCCAGGCAGGGCUGGCGGAGGCCCAGGAGGACCUGGAGGCCGAGCGGGCGGCGCGGACCAAAGCCGAGAAGCAGCGCCGAGACCUGGGGGAGGAGCUGGAGGCCCUGCGGGGGGAGCUCGAGGACACCCUGGACUCCACCAAUGCGCAGCAGGAGCUCCGGACCAAGCGGGAGCAGGAGGUGUCCGAGCUGAAGCGGGCCCUGGAGGAGGAGACUCGCAGCCAUGAGGCAGCAGUGCAGGAGCUGCGGCAGCGUCAUGGCCAGGCGCUGGGCGAGCUGGGCGAGCAGCUGGAGCAGGCCCGGCGGGGCAAGGGUGCUUGGGAGAAGGCCCGCCUGGCCCUGGAAGCCGAGGUCACUGAGCUCCGUGCAGAGUUGGCGAGCCAGCAAUCCUCCCGGCAAGAGGGAGAACAGAGACGCCGGCGCCUUGAGGCACAGCUGCAAGAGCUGCAGGCCCGGGCAGGCGAGGGCGAGCGGGCACGGGCUGAGGCGGCAGACAGGUUACAGAGAAGCCAGGCAGAGCUGGACAGCGUCUCGGGGGCCCUGAGUGAGGCUGAGUCCAAGGCGAUCCGCCUGAGUAAGGAGCUAAGCAGCGCUGAGGCCCAGCUCCACGAUGUCCAGGAACUCCUGCAGGAAGAGACGCGGGCCAAGCUGGCCCUGGGCUCCCGCGUCCGAGGGCUGGAGAGCGAGGCUGCCGGGCUCCGGGAACAGCUGGAAGAGGAGGCGACAGCCAGGGAGCGCGCUGGGAGGGAGCUGCAGACGGCCCAGGCCCAGCUGUCGGAGUGGCGCAAGCGGCAAGAAGAGGAGGCGGGAGCCCUGGAGGCUGGGGAGGAGGCCCGCCGCAAGGCGGCCCGAGAGGCCGAGGCCUUGGCUCAGAGGCUGGCGGAGAAGAUGGAGGCGGCCGAGCGGCUGGAGCGGGGCCGGCGACAGCUGCAGCAGGAGCUGGACGAUGUCACUAUGGACCUGGAGCAGCAGCGGCACCUGGUCGGCAGCCUGGAGAAGAAGCAGAGGAAGUUCGACCAGCUCCUGGCAGAGGAGAAGGCUGUUUCCCAGCGGGCAGUGGAGGAGCGGGAGCGGGCCGAAGCCGAGGGCAGAGAGCGAGAGGCCCGAGCCCUGGCUCUGGCCCGGGCCCUGGAAGAGGAGCGGGAGGCCCGGGAGGAGCUGGAGCGGCAGAACCGGGCCCUACGGGCGGAGCUGGAGGAGCUGCUGAGCAACAAGGACGACGUGGGCAAGAGCGUGCACGAGAUGGAGAGAGCCCGCCGGGCGGCGGAGCAGGCUGCUGCGGACUUGCGCACGCAGGUGACGGAGCUGGAAGAUGAGCUGAUGGCGGCCGAGGACGCCAAGCUGCGGCUGGAGGUGACCGCCCAGGCCCUGAAGGCCCAGCACGAGCGGGAGUUGCAGGGCCGAGACGAGGCCGGUGAGGAGAGGAGGCGGCUGCUGGCCAAGCAGUUACGCGACGCGGAGGUAGAGAGGGAUGAAGAGCGCAAGCAGAGGGCAGCAGCGUUGGCGGCCCGCAAGAAGGCCGAGCAAGAGCUGGAGGAGCUGAAGGCCCAGGCAGCCUCAGCCGGCCAGGGCAGGGAGGAGGCGGCGAAGCAGCUGCGCAAGACGCAGGCCCAGAUGAAGGAACUCUGGCGAGAGGUGGAAGAAUCUCGAACCUCCCGGGAGGAAAUCUUUGCCCAGAACCGGGAGAAUGAGAAGAGGCUCAAAGGCCUUGAGGCUGAGCUGCUGCGGCUGCAGGAGGAGCUCGCGGCCUCUGACCGGGCCCGGCGCCAGGCGCAACAGGAUCGGGACGACAUGGCGGACGAGGCAGCCAGCGGGAACCUGGCCAAGGCAGCCCUCCUGGAAGAGAAGCGCCAGCUCGAGGGGCGCCUGGGCCAAGUGGAGGAGGAGCUGGAAGAGGAGCAUGGGAAUCUGGAGCUGCUGAAUGACCGCUACCGCAAGCUGCUGCUGCAGGUGGAGUCACUGACCACUGAGCUUUCUGCCGAGCGGAGCUUCUCAGCCAAGGCAGAGAGUGGGCGGCAGCAGCUGGAGCGGCAGAUUCAGGACCUGCGGGGCCGCCUGGGAGAGGAGGACGCUGGGGCCAAGGCCCGCCACAAGAUGCUCAUUGCGGCCCUCGAGUCCAAGCUGGCCCAGGCUGAGGAGCAGCUGGAGCAGGAGAGCAGGGAGCGCAUCCUCUCCGGGAAGCUGGUUCGAAGGGCCGAGAAGCGCCUGAAGGAGGUGGUUCUACAGGUGGAUGAGGAGAGGAGGGUGGCCGACCAGCUCCGGGACCAGCUGGAGAAGGGGAACCUGCGGCUGAAGCAGCUGAAACGACAGCUGGAGGAGGCCGAGGAAGAGGCCUCCAGAGCCCAGGCUGGCCGGCGGCGGCUGCAGCGGGAGCUGGACGAUGUCACCGAGUCGGCGGAGUCCAUGAAUCGGGAGGUCACCACCCUGAGGAACCGGCUUCGGCGAGGGCCGCUCACCUUCACCACCAGGACGGUCCGUCAGGUCUUCCGCCUGGAGGAAGGGGUCGCCUCCGACGAGGAGGAAGAAGAGGCAGAAGGAGGCGGCGCUGGCCCUCCCGCAGCCCCAGAAGCCGACGGCCCCCCGCAGCCCCAGCCGCAGUGACCGCUCCUUCACGCUCUGCUGCGCGGGCCCCUCCCCCCUGCCUUCCUGCACUUUGGAGCCCCUGGUGCCCACCCCGGGCUCUCUGAGCACUUAGCCGAGCCCCUCCCCCAACUCCCCCCCCCCGACGUGGGGCCGGGCGCAGGCUCGGGAGGAGGGGCUUCCCCCCCCUUCCUCUGCCCCUGCGCUUGGCUCUCUGCCCACUCUCCGCUCAGAAUCAUCUCCCUCGGGUCUCCCCUUGGCCCUCCGCUGUCUCUUCCGCCUUAGCGCGGUGCCCGGCACAUAGUAAGUGCUUAAGGCUGCCGGUUCUCCUCUCUCCCUUCUCCCGUCUCCGCUCUCCGACCCGGCCCCGCUCCUUUCUUCCUUCCCGGCCUCGCCCUCUUCCCGCCGCCGCCUUCCUGGGCUCCUUCGCGGCUCUUCUCUUGCCAGCAUCCUCGCCCGCCUCCCGCCCGGCCUCCCCAUUGGCCCAGCCCGCGCCUCGGCGGCUUCCGUGUGACUUGGGCGGGAGUUUCAGGCUCGGCGAGAGCCUCGUAGCGCGCGGCCGGCCCCCCCCCCGCCCCCGCCCCCUCGGAAAUAAACUUCAGAGCGCCCCCC